Messenger RNA from Nematolebias whitei (Rio pearlfish), 4595 nucleotides. RefSeq names its product echinoderm microtubule-associated protein-like 4 (gene eml4). Gene Ontology annotation, biological process: microtubule cytoskeleton organization. Bases 262 to 3255 code for a protein of 997 amino acids. Gene Ontology annotation, molecular function: microtubule binding. Gene Ontology annotation, cellular component: mitotic spindle. The record is from RefSeq and is a predicted model, not a curated record. Lineage: Eukaryota; Metazoa; Chordata; Actinopteri; Cyprinodontiformes; Rivulidae. The transcript has 24 exons.
AGUCAAGCCCUCAGCUCGGUCUCUCUGGGUCGGUGCUUAACUUCCCUCUCCACUUCUGGAUUCUCUGAAUAAUUUUCGGCCUCCGGCACGCGGCGGAUCUUUGACCUCACGGACCCGGCCCGCAGCGCAUUACAGACAUUAGAGACGGUUCAGUUCUCUUCCCGCCCCCCCGGACAGAGGAAAAAACCCGGACCGAGGCCCGCAGUACGUGCUAAGCCGCCCGCAGGCCUCGGGCCCGGACUCCUGCGGUUCUCCAGGAAUAUGGACGGAUUUACCGGCAGUUUAGAUGACAGUAUGUCCGCAGCAAGUGUCUCCGAUGUCAACGAUCGUCUCUCAGCUCUGGAGCUUCGCGUCCAGCAGCAGGAAGAUGAGCUGACUGUCAUGAAGGCAGCACUCGCUGACGUACUUCGCCGUCUUGCCGCCUCAGAGGAUUCUGCUGCUGCCGCAAGCAAGAAGCCGCAUGGAUUUAAAGGUGGAGCUGGGCUGCGGGAAUCUUACUCCUUGUCCUGCAUCGCCAACGGAGGAACAUCUGGACGAAAGAGAGACUCCACCUCUGUCACCAGGAAGGAGACGUUGUCGUCUGCUGCCAAGAGCCCCCAUGCAGACAGGAAGAAGGAGCUCAGCAGUCACCGGUCUCAAAUGGAGGAGAUCCAUGAGGGCGAGGAAGCCCCUCCCCCUAAGGACCAGUCUCCCCCUCCCUUCUCUCCCCUCCCAUCCAACCCCCAACAGAAACCAGCCUCGCCCUCUGACAGCUGCAAAGGCCACGCGCCUCUUAAAAGGGGUCCCAGCGUGAAGCGAUCUUCGGGUGUUGAGCGGUCUCAGAGCGCAAACUGGGACUCCUCGGAGGAAAACAGGAGAAAACUGGUGAAAGCUGCAUCCACCUCCAAACUGCUGACAAAGAUGGUGAAGAAACCAGAGAGACACAAGGACUCGGGCGUCACCCAAGCCAAAAUGUCAACACGGGAGAAAAACAGCCAAGCUGAGGGAAACUCCAUCAAGAUGUUCAUGCGUGGUCGACCCAUCACCAUGUUCAUCCCCUCAGAUGUGGAGAACUACGAUGAUGUUCGAAUAGAACUUCCUCCAGAGAGACUCAAGCUAGAAUGGGUGUAUGGUUACCGCGGCAGGGACUGCAGGGCGAACGUCUACCUCCUUCCAACUGGAGAGAUCGUUUACUUCAUUGCAUCGGUUGUGGUUCUGUUUAAUUACGAGGAGCGGACUCAGAGACACUACCUUGGACACACCGACUGCAUCAAGUGUCUGGCCAUCCAUCCUGAUAAGAUCCGCAUCGCUACAGGUCAGAUCGCAGGAGUCGACAAAGAUGGCCGAGCGCUGCAGCCACACGUUCGUGUCUGGGACAGUGUCAGUCUGUCCACUCUGCAGGUCAUCGGUUUGGGGACAUUCGAACGUGGUGUCGGCUCUCUGGCUUUCUCUAAAGCUGACUCUGGUCAGCACCUGAGUGUGAUCGAUGACUGUAACGAUCACAUGUUGACGGUGUGGAAUUGGCAGAAGAAGUCAAAGAUUGCUGAGAUCAAGACCACCAAUGAGGUGGUCCUGGCUGUGGAGUUCCACCCCACCGAUCCAAACCUCAUUAUUACCUGUGGAAAGUCCCACAUCUUCUUCUGGACUUGGAAUGGGAAUUCUCUUGUCCGAAAAAAGGGAUUACUUGGGAACUGUGAUAAGACGAAGUUUAUCCAGUGUUUGGUCUUCCUGAGCACUGGAGACAUCCUAACUGGAGACUCUAGAGGUGACCUGCUGGUUUGGUCCAGGAGCUCAGCAGAGACCGCACCUGGAAAAGGACCAAGAGCCUUUCAGAUCAGUCGCAAGGUCGAAGGUCCUGAAGGAAGUAGUAUCUUUUGCAUGUGUGACAUGAGAAGCGGCACUUUGCUGACUGGAGGAGGAAAAGAUAGAAAAAUCACUCUGUGGGACCACGAACUGCGAGCGGACCGAGAAAUUGAGGUUCCUGAUAAGUACGGAGCCAUCAGAGCUCUGUCAGAAGGAAAGGGGGAGGAGUUUUUGGUUGGGACGUCUCGUAACUUCAUCCUGAGAGGAACUUUCAACGACGGCUUUCAGGUGGAGGUCCAGGGACACACCGACGAGUUGUGGGGUUUGGCCACUCACCCAUCCAAGCAGCAGUUUCUGACGUGCGCUCAGGACGGACUCGUCUCCCUCUGGAACUCCUUGGACCACAGCCUGCAGUGGAGCCGGCCCCUCGAUGAGAUUGAACAUGAUUCAGGCCACUGUGCAGACUUCCAUCCCAGUGGUGCUGUUGUUGCCAUAGGAACCCACUCAGGAAGGUGGUUUGUUCUAGAUGCAGAGACCACAGAUCUGGUGGGGAUCCACACAGAUGGAAACGAGCAGCUUUCAGUGAUGCGUUUCUCUGUCGAUGGCAGCAUGCUGGCUGUCGGAUCUCAUGAUAACUUCAUUUACCUUUACACGGUUUCGGACCGAGGACGGAAGUACAGCCGAUGUGGGAAGUGCACGGGGCAUUCUAGCUACAUCACACACCUGGACUGGUCACCUGACAACCACUACAUCAUGUCCAACUCUGGAGACUAUGAGAUCCUUUACUGGGACGUUACAAACGGUUGUGAACUGAUCCGAAAUCGUUCAGAGUGUAAAGACAUCGACUGGGCAACGUACACCUGUGUUCUGGGAUUCCACGUCUUUGGUGUUUGGCCCGAGGGUUCGGACGGCACCGACAUCAACGCUCUGAUGAGGUCCAACAACAGGAACGUGAUUGCCCUGGCAGACGACUUCUGCAAAGUUCAUCUGUUCGCCUACCCAUGCUCCAAACCCAAGGCCCCCAGUCGGAAAUACAGCGCUCACAGCAGUCAUGUGACCAAUGUCAGCUUCCUGUUUAACGACACCCAUCUAAUCUCAACGGGGGGGAAGGAUACCAGCAUCAUGCAGUGGCGAAUGGUGAAAAAAUCUUCUCCGUCUCUGUCUGAUGGCAUCAUCUCUAACCCCGUCCCUCGCAAGGCUGAUCCCGUCAUUGCCAAGCAGCCUCCUCCAUCAACCACACCCACACAGGAACCAAACCCUCCCCUAACUGCCAAUGGGACCCAGGAACCAUUCAUCGAAAUCUCUGCCCCCACAGAGUUAAUCCUGUCUACCUCUGAGCUGACCCCGCCCCUCUCUGAGUCGACUCCUCCCCCCUCCGACAGUACAGUGAGUCUGAAGGACAGCCUUGAGCCAAGUGAUGACACGGCCACCCCUAGUGAUGAGGGCCUGCCCCCCCUGACCCCACCCUCUUAGAACCAGUCACUGUGUAUUCCUGUGCAGCGGUCUCUGUGUGGGACCAGGUCCUCUCUCGAUGGGGACUAGGUUCUGUUUCUGUGGAGACCAGGUUCUGAUUUCCACCAUCAUUUGGACACUGAGGGAAGUGAGGACAUCUGGUGGGUCCUGAUCUCAGCUGCAGACUGUUUUAAGGUUAAAUUUCAGAUCAGUUCAGGACUGCAGUCAGAAAUGUGAUGAUGAUGAUGUCCAACUAUGAUUCAUCUGUUUAGAAACAAGGAAAGAACUCAGCAGAAACCAGUCCAGAACUCUCCUGUUUGAAGUUUUCCAGGGUUACAGAAAGUUCGUACUGCUUGUCUGCUCUAACCCUGACCAUGAGUGAAACACUGUAAACAGGACCUGCUCAUUCUAAAGGGACAGUUCACCAAAACUGAAGCAAACAAUCAGACUGACCAGUGGGAGGUGGCUAACAAAUGCUAUAUGCUAACAGGUUCUCAGUCGUAGAAAAUAGUGUGGCACAGAGAUUCUAGGAGCAGGGAGAGUACCAGUUUCAUCCACCAUCACCUACUCGAUUUUUCCAGCUGUUUUCUCCUGUCUUUCAUAGGAGGCAGCAGAGGGCCAAAAACACCAGAAUGAGAAGAAUAAAAGUUAGAUCCUACCAAACCAAUAAAAUGAGAUCAGAUAGUCCUGAGAAAAUGAGUGUGACUGGGGGCAAUGUUCCACCACCAGUAAAAGAAAAGAGUUUAUCAGGAAGAGUCUUUGUUAGAGAAUAACUCAAAUCCAUGAUUUUUACACAUUUCCAAGUUGUAUUUGCACAAAAACAAAAAUCAUUUCAUUUAUUUUGUAGGUAAAGGACUUGAGCAACAAUUAAAAAAAAAAAUUUUUUGUAAAUUGAUCAAUUUGUUCAAUCAAAUAUACCAUGCAUAUUUCAUAACUAAAAUUAUUUUGUAAAGGAAAUGUAUUAAAAAAAGAUUGAUCUAGAUUAGAUUUUUUUUUAUCUAAGGGAGCAGAGAGUAAUAACCAUAGAGACUUAAACAAAAACAUGUCAGUUCCACUCUGGGAAAAAGUCAAAUAUAAAAAUUAAGAAUCAUGUUGUUUAAAGACAUCAGCUUUGUUAAUUCCAGUUUGGUUCAAGAUAUUUGAUUUUCAAAGCCUUUCAUUUGAAACAUCACGCUGAUGAGAAGAGAAGGAAGAAAAGUAGUGUGACAUGUUGAUACUUCAGAGUGAAAGAGAUGAGAGAUCAGAGUGAAACAUCUGAGAUUUGAUCUGAUCAAAGUGAGGCGUCUCUGGAUCAGUAGAGUUGCACUCGGGUCCAAAUCCAAACCGACCCGGCCCCAGCCCGCUGCCAUCAUCUCCGAACC